Brassica napus (rape) is the source of this 995-nucleotide messenger RNA. Its product is annotated as mitogen-activated protein kinase kinase kinase 20-like. Lineage: Eukaryota; Viridiplantae; Streptophyta; Magnoliopsida; Brassicales; Brassicaceae. Gene Ontology annotation, biological process: protein phosphorylation. Bases 150 to 995 code for a protein of 281 amino acids. Gene Ontology annotation, molecular function: ATP binding; protein kinase activity. The transcript has a single exon. The record is from RefSeq and is a predicted model, not a curated record.
GGGAGUUGUCGACGCGUUAUCCGUAUCCGUAUAUAUUUUAUUUGUUGCGACGCUCUCUGAUCAAACGUUAUUUGCGAAGUCUCUCAUAUUUCACUUCACUUAGGGUUUCGUUCUUCUAAGCUUUGAGAAUCCAUCUUCAACUGUUUGCAAUGGCAGGACCAGAUUUGUUCUUUGUUAAGCUCCUCGGUCAAGGUUCGUUUGGUUCGGUCAGUCUCUAUCAAGGCGUACGCUACGACGGCGCUAUGAUUUCUGUAGCCGUCAAAACCUCCGACAGUCAACAUGCCGAGUCUCUAUUCAGAGAGGUUCAAAUACUGUCUGAAUUUAAAGGGUGUCCGAGAAUCGUCCAGUGCUACGAGACAAGAGUGGAAGCAAGUCUCAACCGAUUUAAUGGUAGCGUGGAGUACAAGAUUCCCUUGGAGUACGCUCCUGGUGGAAGCCUGAUGAGUUUCAUCAAAACAUUCAAAGACAAUAAGCUGCCUGAUCCUAUGAUCAGAGACUUUACUCGUAUGCUUCUCCAAGGGUUAGCCACGAUUCACGCACACGGUUACGUUCACUGCGACCUCAAACCAGAGAACAUCCUCGUUUUCCCUAGCUACGUCAACAACAACGGCGCGUGGAGAUCUUCUUUCGAGUUGAAGAUUUCUGAUUUCGGCUUGUCGAGAAGGGAAGGAGACAGUAGCUGGUGGGAACCUAAUCAUCCGUUCGCGGGAACAUCGAUCUACAUGUCUCCUGACUCGGUUUCGUACGGGGAGACAGGGAAAGACCUCGACUUGUGGUCGUUGGGGUGCUGUGUACUGGAGAUGUACACUGGGGAGGGACCAUGGUGGCAUAAGCACUAUGAAGUGGAUGAUCUCAUGAAUGGCCAAGAGCCGCUGAUUCCGAGUUACCUUCCUUUCGAAGCAAAACUCUUUAUCAUGACUUGCUUUGCGCCGAGGACAAAAGACGCGACAAGAUUGUUGAAGCAUAUCUUCGUACGUGGAGACGAGGGAAGAUGA